Messenger RNA from Solanum tuberosum (potato), 438 nucleotides. RefSeq lists its product as uncharacterized. The coding region runs from base 1 to 438 and encodes 145 amino acids. Gene Ontology annotation, molecular function: nucleic acid binding. The transcript is spliced from 2 exons. NCBI's taxonomy places the organism in Eukaryota, Viridiplantae, Streptophyta, Magnoliopsida, Solanales, Solanaceae. The record is from RefSeq and is a predicted model, not a curated record.
AUGAAGAAGAACAUUGCGAAAUUCGUGGCUCAAUGUCCAAAUUGUCAACAAGUAAAAGUGGAGCACCAAAAGCCUGGAGGUUAUAUGCAGUGUAUAGAACUUCCAAUUUGGAAGUGGGACAUGAUCAACAUGGAUUUUGUCACUUGUUUGCCUCGCUCAUUUCGGAUGUUUGAUUCCAUAUGGGUAAUAGUUGACAUACUCACCAUAUCAGCACACUUCUUGCUGAUGAAGACUACUUAUACAGUUGAGGAGUAUGCAAGGUUGUAUAUUAAAGAGAUAGUUCGGCUACAUGGAGUGCCAAUCUCUAUUAUAUCAGAGAGGGGAGCUCAAUUCACUGCAAAUUUUUGGAAGUUAUUUCAGAAGAGUUUGGGAACACAAGUGAAACUGCCUUAUUUAGGCCAGACCUUGUUCAUCAAGCUAUGGAAAAAGUCAAAGUGA